AUGUCCGCCCCAAAUGCUCCUCAAGACCCGCCGGUGAAGAAGCGCCGCAGACCGGCCCUGGCCUGUGAGCAAUGCCGACGCCGAAAAGUCCGCUGCGACAGGACUUCUCCUUGUAAUCACUGCUCCAAGUCCGAGAAUCCGGAGCAGUGCACAUAUGUCCCCAUCCAAGUGCCUAAGCAGAAACGGGCUCCUCGUCCGGGUGCUGCCACCAUUGGCCCGGUGAGCAUCCUCCCGGCACCAGCUCCGACGCCACCAGAAAGCCAAGGCUCUACAGGGAACUUUCUGCCAGUGCUGAACUCUUCUUCGACGCCGGCUACAGUAUCCGAGUCUGGAGUUUCAGACGUGCGUACUCUGGAGCGGAAGUUUGAGGGAGUGAUCCUAGCAAAUGGACAGCCUCCAGGUUCAACUACCGAGAGUAUUAUAGGCGAGGGGACCGAAGCUACCAACGCCACUCACAGGAUCCCCAAGACAAGAUAUUAUGGCCAGAGUCACUGGAUGAAUGGGCUGAGUCUUCUCCCCGCAGGAUUCGAGAGUCUUGUCAACCCCAAAUCUACGACAAGCAAUCUCCACACUCUCCUCAGCCAGUGCAAGAUACUCGGUCGACGCAUCAAAGAGCAUCGCCUGCAGUCUACCUUGUCGAGCAGCCCCCUCGUCUCUCUCGACAUCCCACGUUCGACUGCCGAUCGCCUCCUAGAUCUCUACAUCUCCAGCUUCGAACCCGUGUUCCCGAUUAUGCACAUACCUAGCUUCAAGGCCGACUAUGAUCGAUACUGGAGUGACCCCGGCCAGGUUGCAACCGUCUUUCGAGUGCAACUCCAGCUCGUGCUUGCGCUGGGGGCCUGCCUGUUCGAUGACACCUUUACCCUCCGCAAUCAAGCUUCCCGAUGGGUGAACGAGGCCCAACUGUGGCUUCUGACUCCACCGGAGAAGAGCAGAAUAACCAUUCACAGUAUACAAAUUAUGAUACUCUUGACUCUCGCAAGGAGUGUCUGCGGCAAAAUCUGUCACCUGGCAGCCGUGCGGAUGGAGGAAGUGCACGUCUAUCGGUUGCUCUGGCCCUCGCUCAGUCACUUUCCCCUCCGGCUCAAGAUACUUCGGCACGCCAACGACUUUCGCGCGCAAGACUCGUAUAGCGAGACGCUACGACUAAACUCGGAGCUUGUUCAAGCUUGUCACCAACUGUCUGAGACGCUGAAGAGGCAUUCCAGUUUGCCCAAUGGCACGGUAGUCACACAAUUCCAUGCCUCACUGGCUGAGUUACUGGCCUAUCGGUGCUUCCAUACGCUACAUCAGCCAGUUAUUGUGCGCUCGUUGAGUGACCCAAAGUACUACUUCUCCCAGAAGAUGUACAUUGACGGGGCGCUCAAAAUUGCACACAUCUCAGGGCUAGCUGGGGUAGGCGUCGAUGAGAACAAUGCGAGCCGACUAUCUCCCAUGACUGCAUCACACGGUAAAGGCGUUGCUUCUCAUGAGCAGUUCCCACUGUCUCAUCAUCAAUCAAAUGACACCCGAGCCUCCGGGGACAACCAAGACGGCCUUCCGAAUGUCCUGUUCACCCGCCUCCUCACUAAUGGUGCCGGCAUGUUCCGUAACAUCCCCAUCCAAGCCACUCUUGGCAUUAUCGUUGAGUUUGUCAGUAAAUGGGGAGACAACUCCGCGACCGGGAGGGCGUCUUCUGGGAUUGGCUGUCUCCCUGGCAUACACGGCACGCGCGAAGCUGAUUUUGCGGCUCUGGCAUCCUUCCUGAAUGCGGCGCGCGGCUGGACACUUCGCCGCAUUCGUUCGGGUGAAGUCAGCAUAAAGGGCCACUACUUUUUGACUUGCUAUUUACUGCAUGUGUCUGCAAUUGAGCAGGAGAUUGACAAGGUUGCCAUUGAGGGCAAUAUCAUGGCGGGGGCGGUAGAGGCAGCGGAGGAGUGCGUCAAGGAGCUGAAGUCUAUGGGGGUAGCAAAUGGGUUGUCGUUGGAAAUGCGACUGGGAAAGAAUUCGGAAGAUUCCUCUUGGCUUGAAAAUACAGAGUUUCUGUCCUUGGAUAUAAAUGUAUCUGACUUUGGUGACACGGCCGUCGAUGCAAUGGACAUGGAUUGGAUGGGUGGCUGGCCCUUGGAUGGCAUGUCGGAUUAUAUCAACUACUCCUAG
Molecule: messenger RNA, 2139 nt
Organism: Fusarium vanettenii 77-13-4
Lineage: Eukaryota; Fungi; Ascomycota; Sordariomycetes; Hypocreales; Nectriaceae
Exons: 3
Coding region: 1-2139 (712 amino acids)
Biological process (GO): DNA-templated transcription; regulation of transcription by RNA polymerase II
Cellular component (GO): nucleus
Molecular function (GO): zinc ion binding; RNA polymerase II cis-regulatory region sequence-specific DNA binding; DNA-binding transcription activator activity, RNA polymerase II-specific
Source: RefSeq, a predicted model, not a curated record